Theobroma cacao (cacao) is the source of this 3369-nucleotide messenger RNA. Its product is annotated as Putative serine esterase family protein. Gene Ontology annotation, biological process: lipid metabolic process. Lineage: Eukaryota; Viridiplantae; Streptophyta; Magnoliopsida; Malvales; Malvaceae. The record is from RefSeq and is a predicted model, not a curated record.
AAAAAAAAAUUCAAAAACAAGAUCACCGUAUUCCACGAGAUCUUUAUUUCAUUUCCAUUUCUUUAAUAAUCUCCCCCUUUUUUUUACCUGUAGCUAUAACACCAAAAAGCUGCAAACCCUAGCUCCGGAUUUUGUCCCACAAAAAAAUAAAUUUGCAGAUCUGAGCCCAGCCAUUGGCAUUUAUUCUGUACAAGGGGAAUUAAAGACUGCGGAUCGUAUAAGAGAGUUCUUUAGAGUCUUGGUUUUAUGCAUGGUUGCUUUGUUCUUGGAUGAUUCUAUGAGAGUCAAGAAAAUGCGGUUUUGAGCAGGACGCUGGAUAUUGUUACUUAAGAGUGAAAAAUAAAAGAGGGAUGCGAGUUUUGUGGAUACUGGAUCACAUAUGUUACGACGUCUUGGAUGGUUAAUUGGCUUGAAUAAUAAAAGUGGACAAGCAAAGAAGUUACCAGAUGCAAAGCCACUCCUGGCUAAAGUACAGCCAGCGGUCAUGUUGGACACUGUCCAGGAGAUUGCAAUUUACAUCCAUAGGUUUCAUAACCUUGACCUUUUCCAGCAAGGAUGGUAUCAACUUAAGAUUACUAUGAGAUGGGAUGAUGAUGAGCAUGAUUCUGUAGCGACGCCUGCGAGAGUUGUGCAAUAUGAAGCUCCAAAUCUUGGUUCUGAUGAUGGAUAUGGCAUAUGGCGGAUUGAUGAUACAGACAACAGUUUUGCGACGCAGCCUUUUCGAAUCAAAUAUUCUAGACAGGAUGUUCUUUUAUCAGUCAUGGUUGCAUUUGAUCUACCUCUUACUGAAAACGAGGGUCCUUCCUCUUCAGCUGUCAUUUUGAAGUUUGAGCUUCUGUAUGCUCAUGUAUUGGAGAAUGGUUUUGAGUUUCAGGCUUCUCCUGAUGGUUGCCCUGCUGCUGUCCAUGAAUUCCGAAUCCCUCCUAAAGCUCUUUUAGGACUGCAUUCAUAUUGCCCUGUUUAUUUUGAUGCAUUUCAUGCCGUUCUUGUUGAUGUAAGUGUUCACAUCAGUCUGCUAAAAGCUGGUUCUCGCAAGGCCCCAACGAAGGUACCCAGCGCUCCUUAUACUGCCACUGAUGAUGUUGCUGGUGAAAGUAUUGAUGGAUCAACUCAGGUGCUGGAUGAAGGGUCUUCUACUGAUCUGAAACAGGUCAUGCUUGUUAAGGCAUUAUUAAAUGCUCGUGACACACUGCUUGGAGAGCUACAAAAACUUGGCAAUGCUAUUAAUCAAGCUGUUGAUUUAAAUGAAUUUACAUCCAAAAUGAACGAUUUAAAGUUAUUUGAUACCUUCCUUCAAGCAAAUGAGGUUACUGCUGAUGGUGAAGUUUCAGGACAAGGCAAGCCACAAAAUGGUCUUGAGCGAGUAAAUGGCAGAUCAGAAUUUCAAAGUGAUAGAUUGCUCCAGAAUUUAUCCAAGGAAGAUAUAAUUAAAAUGUUUCAUAUAUCGGGUGAUCAAAUGUUAUAUUUAUGGAACUCUUUUCUGAAUUUCCACAGGGAUAACAAAACACAGAUAUUUGAAUUCCUUCGUGAUGCAUGGGCUAAGGAUCGAAGAGCUGAAUGGUCAAUAUGGAUGGUAUACUCCAAGGUUGAAAUGCCUCAUCAUUAUAUAAAUGGCAGUUUUGAUGAGUCUUCCCACCAAAUUGUGCAUAAAAGGGGUUCAAGCUUGUGGAAGUUAACUGAUGAUCCUGCACAGAUAGCAGCUAUGCGGGCUGAGCUUCAUCGGCGAAGUAUUGCACAAAUGAGGAUUAACAAUCGAUCAAUCCAAGACAUGCAAAUAUUUGGAGAUCCUUCAGGAAUUCCUAUUGUAAUUAUAGAACGUGUGAUGAAUGCACCUCGUCGCACUUUUAGUGAUAAAUCAUACUUGAGGAAUUUGGAUAUAAUGGAUUCAGCAACCUCACACACUGGUCUUAGUUCUGAAGCUGGGAAAAGGCCAUCAAGUACAAGUGCCCUACAAAACGGGCGUGAUUUGAAGAUUGUUGUCUUUGUCCAUGGGUUUCAGGGGCAUCAUCUGGAUUUGCGGCUUGUUCGGAAUCAAUGGCUUUUGAUAGAUCCCAAGAUAGAGUUUCUAAUGUCAGAGGUAAAUGAAGAGAAAACAUCUGGAGACUUCAGAGAAAUGGGACUAAGGCUGGCACAUGAAGUGAUUUCUUUUGUUAAAAAGAAAAUGGAUAAAGCUUCAAGAUCAGGACGCUUGAGAGAUAUCAAACUUAGUUUUGUUGGGCACUCUAUUGGAAACAUCAUAAUUAGAACAGCAUUAGCGGAGAGUGCUAUGGAACCUUACCUAAGAUUCCUCCAUACAUAUGUAUCGCUAUCUGGUCCACACUUGGGAUAUCUAUACAGUUCAAAUUCUUUAUUCAAUUCUGGGCUGUGGCUUUUGAAGAAGCUCAAGGGUACACAAUGCAUUCAUCAGCUCACUUUUACAGAUGAUCCAGAUAUCCGUAACACUUUCUUCUACAAACUUUGUAAGCAAAAAACACUGGAAAAUUUCAAGCAUAUAAUCCUCCUCUCUUCGCCCCAGGAUGGUUAUGUUCCAUAUCAUUCUGCCAGAAUUGAGUCAUGCCGGGCAGCAUCAAUGGACUACUCCAAAAAGGGAAAAGCAUUUUUGGAGAUGUUGAAUGACUGCUUGGACCAGAUACGGGCCCCUACCUCUGAGCAGCGGGUGUUCAUGCGUUGUGAUGUCAACUUUGACACAUCCUCAUAUGGCAGGAACUUAAACACAUUCAUUGGACGAGCUGCUCAUAUAGAGUUUUUGGAGUCGGAUAUUUUUGCUCGGUUCAUAAUGUGGUCAUUCCCAGAUCUAUUUAAGUAAAUUAUUGUGGGAGUCCAAGCCUGGUAUCUAGAUAGGUUGCCGAUUGCAGAGCCCGUGAUCUCUGUUUCUAGUUUUCAAGCAUCACAGAGCAACACUGGCCUUGCAUUUGGUGUAGGGUGUGAACGGUAGCCACAUUCUUGCACAUUGGACGCGUGGAUAGAUGCAUUGAGAUGGUAGCCGCUGUAAAUUAUUGGGUUGAAGAUGCUUCUUUCGAAAGGUUGUAUCUUCAUCUCGACGAGUUUUUUUCCCCUUUACACGAGCGUUGUUGGCUUAGCAUAUCUCAGAAUACAAUUUCAAGUUAGAGUGGCCAAGGUUUUUACAGUAGAUAUUGUCUAGAAAACUAGCAAUGUAAAUCCAGUAGGUUAGAUUCACGUUGUCGAUUUUACUCGAUCACUGGGUUCGUAGCAGAGAGAAUGAUCAUGCAUGUAAACAAGCCGAAGCAGGGGAGUGGAUUCUGCACACAAUGAGUGCAGCACUAUAAUUUAGGUUGACAUUUCCUACUUAUGUGAAUAUUAUGCUGACUUGUUCCCCUCUGCAGCUGCUAAUGGUAUCGCAUUUGUACU